GGCCACCUGUUGCACCCUGUGGACACUUCCCCUCUUGCAGCACUGAGGACAUGUGUCGCCUGCCAGUGGCUUCACUCUUCAUUUGCUUCUGGUUGGUGGAGAGAAGCCACUGUAACGGCAGCCUUCAGCACAGCAUGGGAGAGCUGCACAGCAGGUUCGCCGUCAGCCUCUACCAGACGCUCACAGAGACAGAGAACAACUCCAACCUGAUCGUGUCACCAGUGAGCGUCUCCGUGUCUCUGGGGCUGCUGCAGCUCGGUGCCCGGGGCAACACGCUGGCUCAGCUGGAGGGAACACUCGGGUACAACAUGAACGAUGCCCAGGUACAAGACUUCCUGUUGCAUUCACAGAGUGACAUAAGCAACACCAGCCAGGGGAUGUGGCUGCAGCAGACCUGCACAUUAUUCGUACAGAGCGGCGUCCAGCUCCUGACUGAGUUCACAAAACAUGCAGCAGCCUGGGCCAACACCAGCGUGGUCCGAGCCAACUUCAGCCAACCCAACCACACUCGCAGCCAGCUGGAGCGAGCGGGCAACAACCACGAUGAGACGUGGCACCUCCAGGCAGGAAGCAGCAGCGGGGAGCUGUCGGGCUCAGGGGAGGUCCAGGCAGAGGCCCUGUGGUGGGGCCACCGGCUGCAGAUGGCCCUGGUCAACACGGUGGCCUUUAGGGGCGUCUGGCAGAAACAGUUCCUGUUCACCAACACCCAGAACCUGCCCUUCGUCCUCUCUGAUGGGACUGCCAUCAAGGUGCCCAUGAUGUAUCAGGCUACAGAGGUCAGCUUUGGUCAGUUCAGGACGGCGUCAGAUCAGCGUUACACUGUGUUGGAGCUGCCGUACCUGGGACGCUCCCUGAGCCUGCAGGUGGUCCUGCCCAGCGAGAGGAAGACGCCGCUGUCCUCCCUCGAGUCCCAGCUCACCGCUCGUCAGCUGGCCUCCUGGGACACCGGCCUGCGCAGAACCAAGAUGGACAUUUUCCUACCCAGGUUCAGAAUGCAGAACAAGUUCAACCUGAGGUCAGUGCUUCCCGCCAUGGGCAUCAGUGACGCCUUUAACCCAACAGCAGCUGAUUUCACUGGAAUAUCAGUGGAGGAGAGUCUUUAUGUGUCUGAUGCCUUCCAUGAAGUGAGAAUAGAAGUCACAGAAGAUGGGACCAAGGCAGCUGCUGCUACAGCUAUGGUGCUACUCAAACGAUCCCGUGCUCCUGUUUUCAAGGCGGACCGGCCGUUCUUAUUUUUUCUACGGCAGAUUAACACAGGAUCCAUCUUGUUCAUGGGCCGAGUGAUGAACCCAGCAGACCAAGCACCCUAAGACUCAUGUACCCAAACACCUCUCACACACAUGCCCACACACACUCCUACCCCCGACCCCUAUUUCACUACUGGUAUUUAUUUGUGGACCAACAGGAGGGUCCACGGACACUUCCG
Molecule: messenger RNA, 1426 nt
Organism: Morone saxatilis (striped sea-bass)
Lineage: Eukaryota; Metazoa; Chordata; Actinopteri; Moronidae
Gene: serpine3
Product: serpin peptidase inhibitor, clade E (nexin, plasminogen activator inhibitor type 1), member 3
Exons: 8
Coding region: 51-1310 (419 amino acids)
Biological process (GO): negative regulation of endopeptidase activity
Molecular function (GO): serine-type endopeptidase inhibitor activity
Source: RefSeq, a predicted model, not a curated record